Messenger RNA from Malania oleifera, 2327 nucleotides. RefSeq names its product threonine--tRNA ligase, chloroplastic/mitochondrial 2. NCBI's taxonomy places the organism in Eukaryota, Viridiplantae, Streptophyta, Magnoliopsida, Santalales, Ximeniaceae. The record is from RefSeq and is a predicted model, not a curated record. Gene Ontology annotation, cellular component: cytoplasm; chloroplast stroma; mitochondrion. The transcript is spliced from 8 exons. Bases 121 to 2154 code for a protein of 677 amino acids. Gene Ontology annotation, biological process: threonyl-tRNA aminoacylation. Gene Ontology annotation, molecular function: ATP binding; threonine-tRNA ligase activity.
CUUUACAUUUUUCAUUUUUGGUUUGGGCUGUAGCCGCCCACCGCUAACUGAGAGGGAACCUCCGCCACAUACAGAGAGAGAGAGAGAGAGAGAGGAGGGGCAGUGUCUUCGCUUCAGAGUAUGGCUUCUUCGUGCACUGUCUUCGUUUCCUCUUUCGGAUUCUCAAGCCCUCUUUUCACCUCUCUCUCCAGGUCCUCUCCGUUUUCUCUUCAUCUUUCCCUUGAAGGUUUCUCCUUUACUUCGCGAAGACUCGCUCAUGGAGAAAUUGGGGUUUUGGCUCCUCACAAGAAGAGGGCAGGACUGUCGACAGCUUCUGCUGUGGUUACGGAUUCCUCAGAAACUGCAACGGAGACCGAAGACGCAAACUUGGACGAGACUCUAGAUGAGAAAAUCGUUCUGCCCACCAAUGAAUCAUCUGAGAGACUCCUGAGGAUUCGACACACGUGUGCACAUGUAAUGGCCAUGGCUGUUCAAAAGCUCUUCCCAAAUGCAAAAGUGACCAUUGGGCCAUGGAUAGAAAAUGGUUUUUAUUAUGAUUUUGAUAUGGAGCCUUUGAUGGACAAAGAUUUGAAAAGGAUUAAGAAGGAGAUGGAUCGAAUCAUAAGUCGCAAUUUACCUUUGAUAAGAGAAGAAGUUUCCAGAGAUGAAGCACAACAAAGAGUAAUGGCAGUCAAUGAACCUUACAAAAUGGAAAUUUUGGGAAGUAUCAAUAAAGAUCCUAUUACCAUCUACCAUAUUGGUAAUGAAUGGUGGGACCUUUGUGCUGGGCCUCAUGUUGAAUCUACUGGGAAUAUUAACAAGAAAGCUGUUGAACUUGAAUACGUUGCUGGUGCUUACUGGAGAGGAGAUGAAAAGAAACCCAUGCUGCAGAGGAUUUAUGGUACAGCCUGGGAGAAUGAAGAACAAUUAAAAGCAUACCUUCUUUUUAAGGAGGAAGCCAAACGCCGGGAUCACAGACGCCUGGGGCAAGAUCUUGAUUUGUUUUCUAUUCAGGAUGAAGCUGGUGGGGGUUUAGUGUUCUGGCAUCCAAAGGGUGCCACUAUUCGGCACAUCAUUGAAGACACGUGGAAAAAAAUACAUAUGGAGCAUGGUUAUAGUCUGCUGUAUACUCCACAUGUGGCAAGGGCAGAUCUUUGGAAGACUAGCGGGCAUUUGGAAUUUUACAGGGAGAACAUGUAUGAUCAGAUGAAGAUUGAGGAUGAACUUUACCAACUUCGACCAAUGAAUUGCCCAUACCAUAUCUUGUUUUACAAAAGGAAGUUGCACUCUUAUAGAGAUUUUCCAAUCAGGGUUGCAGAGCUGGGGACAGUUUAUAGAUAUGAGUUAUCUGGAAGCUUACAUGGUCUUUUCCGUGUAAGAGGUUUCACCCAGGAUGAUGCACACAUAUUUUGUUUAGAUGAUCAAAUCAAGGAUGAGAUUCUGGGAGUUCUUGAUAUUACAGAAGAAAUAUUAUUGCAAUUUGGUUUUAACAACUACGAAGUGAACCUCUCAACAAGGCCAGAGAAAGCUGUGGGAAGGGAUGAUGUAUGGGAAAAAGCGACAGCUGCUCUUAGAGAUGCCUUGGAUGAAAAAGGUUGGAGCUAUCGAAUUGAUGAUGGAGGUGGUGCCUUUUAUGGGCCAAAGAUUGAUCUCAAGAUUGAGGAUGCUCUUGGAAGGAAGUGGCAAUGUACAACCAUACAGGUUGAUUUUAAUUUGCCACAGCGUUUUGACAUUACAUAUGUUGAUUCCAACUUAGAGAAGAAGCGGCCUAUCAUGAUUCAUAGGGCAGUGCUUGGAUCUUUGGAACGAUUCUUUGGAAUCCUUAUAGAGCAUUAUGCUGCGGAUUUUCCAUUAUGGCUCUCCCCAAUCCAAGUUAGAUUUUUGCCUGUAACAGAUGCACAGCUUGAGUACUGCAACAAAGUGAAUGAAAAAUUAAAAGCUAGUGGGGUUCGGGCUGAAGUUUGCCAUGGUGAGCGCCUGCCUAAGCUCAUUAGAAAUGCUGAGAAGCAGAAAAUCCCAUUAAUGGCUGUUGUGGGCGCGAAGGAAGUUGAAACUCAAACUGUUACAGUUAGAUCUAGGUUUGGCGGGGACCUUGGCAGCAUGGCAGUUGAUGAAUUUAUCAGCAGAACCAAGUUUUCUACUGAAAAGAGAGUGCCAUUUCUGGCAAAGAAUUGAAGAUGCCCAUCCUGCCAACAAGUGGGAUUUACCUUGUUAAAUAUUUUCAACUGUUUCUAUACUUAAAAAUGUAAAAUGUGUAGAAAACAACAGAUUAUUCUUGUGUAGAGAGACAGUUUGUUCAUAUUUCCGUUACUCUAUAAGUAUAUUCCUUCUACAAUUUUCUUCUUUUA